Messenger RNA from Spodoptera littoralis (African cotton leafworm), 324 nucleotides. NCBI's taxonomy places the organism in Eukaryota, Metazoa, Arthropoda, Insecta, Lepidoptera, Noctuidae. The record is from the annotation of a GenBank genome assembly.
AUGAUCACAACAAAUCUUCUAUUCUCACCACAAUCUUGUACAAUAUUUAGAUUGAAAAAAGUAACCAUCACGAAAAUAACACGGGUCUCGUCCCGCCGUUUCCCUUUCGUCGGAAGAUGUCUAUCUCGGGCAAUCAGAGUGAAAUGGCGAACACUUCUCUCCCUCACGCCUACGCGACAUUCCCUAGACGCCACGUGUCAACCUACUCCUGCAAUGUAUCAACUCAAUGCCAAAACAUUAAACGAAAUUAACAUUAAUGGCUCAAGAAACAAGGUCUCUAAUUGCUCAAGUAGACGCUCAAAGAUGGGCUGCACAGCUGAGUGA